Molecule: messenger RNA, 1173 nt
Organism: Drosophila virilis
Lineage: Eukaryota; Metazoa; Arthropoda; Insecta; Diptera; Drosophilidae
Product: putative gustatory receptor 58b
Biological process (GO): sensory perception of taste
Cellular component (GO): membrane
Source: RefSeq, a predicted model, not a curated record
AUGUUGAAUCGUAAGUUGCGCGUGCUGCUCAUCAUAAGCUACUACCACAUGCUCAUCUAUGGGCUGAUGCCAACAACGCUGAAAAUUGGCAACUGCAACUUGGCCAUAGCGAAGGUAUCCGCCGGCUAUAUGAUCUAUAGCGUUUUCCUGACCGUGGUGCUAUUGUUGGAGGUACCGUGUAUGAUGCCCGGCGGCCUCUUCAGCGGUUAUAUGAGGAACAACAUUGUGCUGCAGUGGGCUCUGAUUGUAGGACUGUUGGUACGCAUUAUUGCCAUUUUGAGCUGCUAUGGGUUGGUCUGGCUACAACGCCAACGGCUAAUACAGCUUUACAGAGACUUUCUUGUGCAUUGGAGGGCCCACUGGCAAAUCCUGUGCCGUGUUGCCGGCGAAGAGUCACUGGAACGAAUGCAAUUGAUUCUAGCGGGACUACUGCGCCGCAAGCUGUGCAUUAAUUAUGCGAUGCUCUGCUGUUCAAUUCUAAUGCAAUAUCGGUUGCUCAGCUCGGGUAAUCGUUUGCAGCUGUUGAUGCAUGCUGCUGCAAUGCUGAUGGUUUCAGUGGUUCGAGUUGGUUUUUUUACGCUGCUUCUGCUGCUCAAUCAUCAGUUUCGGGCUGUUCAACUCUCGCUGCAGGCCCUGUGCCGGCGCGUGAGAUCGCGCACGCAGGAGGAUCUGAGACGCAUUGCUGCCAUACACGCCGAGUGGGUCAUUUUGGCUCGACGCGCAUUUAGCAUUUACGACGUGGCUAAUGCCAGCAUCUUUCUGAAUAUGUUUGCCGUUAAUGUGAAUAUUCUCUACCAUGCCGUGCAAUUUGCUAAUCAGACAAUAGAGUCCGAUAACUGGGGAUUUCUCAUUGGCGAUGGACUUAUUGUAUUCAACUUUUGGAAUUCGGCCUUAAUUAUGAAUAUGGUGGAUAGUGCUAUAAACUCAUGCAAUGAUUCGGCUCAGCUCGUUAAACAGUUUAACGAUCUAUACACACUGAGCCCGGAGUCAGAGAAAGAGUUGGAGCUAUUUGUGAUUCGCCUACGCAACAAUCGUCUUGUCUAUCGAAUUUGUGGCUGUGUGGUCCUCGACAAGCCUGCCUGUCUGGGGUACUUAGCGACCGUACUGUGCCACGUCAUCUUUCUAAUGCAAUUUGAUCUGAAGCGUAGGUAUGAAAACGGCUUGACAAAAUAG